GUCCAGGUCCCAGCGAGCUGAGAAAAAAAAAAAAAAAAAAAAACCCGACCGAUCAGGCGAAUAACGGUACACACCGAAUAUUUAUGGAGCCAAUCCCCGCGUAAUCCCGCACCGCACCCGCGUGUCCACUCGAGAUGCGCGCGUGAACAAAUGCGUUCGGAAACGGACGCGCGGAUCGGCUUCUCGGGGCAGACGAAAAACAAGCGGCCCACCAUUGUCUGCGUAGAAAUAAGAAUGGCCUGGAUGUGCAAGAGGAAGUCCUUGAUCGCCACCAGUCUGAUCGUGGCGGUGUCGCUCUUCGUGGUCGUGGUGAACUACUCGGAGAAGCCCUACUUCCUGCUUCGGCCCGUGUUCGGUCAGACGCUCAGCAGCCACUGGAAGGCCUUCAAACCUCACCUGGGCUAUGUGAGCAUCCCCAAACAGGAGCCCCUGAAGCUGCACUGCGAGCUCUGCAGCAUCGUGUCCAGCUCCGGCCAGAUGUUGGGUCAGGCCGCCGGCGCGCAGAUCGACCGCUCCCCCUGCAUCUGGCGCAUGAACAACGGGCCCACGCGGGGCUUCGAGCGCGACGUGGGCCAGCGGACCACGCUGAGGGUCGUCUCGCACACCAGCGUCCCCCUGCUGCUGCAGAAGCCCCAGCACUUCUUCGGCCGGGGCAACGACACCAUCUACGUGGUGUGGGGCCCGCUGCGGAACAUGAGGAAGGACGGCAAGGGCAUCGUGUACAACAUGCUGCGGCAGGCGGCGGAGAACUACCCCCACGCGCGCAUUUACGUCACCACGGACGAACGGAUGGACUACUGCGACAUGGUCUUCAAGAAGGAGACGGGUAAAGACAGGAUCCAGUCCGGCUCCUACCUCAGCACCGGCUGGUUUACGCUCAUCCUCGCUAUGGACAUGUGCAAAGAGAUCCAUAUCUACGGCAUGAUAAAUGACACCUUCUGCAAAACGGAGGGCUACCGAAAGGUCCCCUAUCACUACUACGAGGCGGGCAGCCGCGACGAGUGUGCGGAGUAUCUGCUCCACGAGAGCGCCCCCUACGGCGGGCACCGCUUCAUCACGGAGAAGUCCGUGUUCGCCAAGUGGGCCAAAACGCACGCCAUCAAGUUCUUCAACCCACCGUGGCAGCUGUCGUGACCCUGGCCGAACUGACGCGGAAACAACGCUCCCAUCGACAUCAUACUAUCAGCGUCGUCGGCGUCAUCUGGGGGACCAGCUGGACAGCGCGUUCCCUGAUGUGCGCAAAUAUCCAUUUGGGGCGCAAAUGCCUCUCUCGAUGUCCUUUUAAAAAGGUUAGACAACAAAACAAAAAAAAACGCAUCCACGGUUUCUAAGUGUUCCUCUCGCCAAUGUGAGCGACUAAUCGAUCCGCUCGCUGCUCUGUGAGUUCAGCGAAUGGACGGCUCGAAGACCAACAUCAAAAGGAAGAAAAAAAAAAGAGAAACCCAACAGGAGGAAGUCACAACCAUCUGUCAACUUUCACCCGACCGCGCGUGUCUGCAGGCGCUGCACACUGCGAAAGGCCGAUUUAAGCGGGGGGGGGGGGGGGGGGGGGGGG
Messenger RNA from Pungitius pungitius (ninespine stickleback), 1555 nucleotides. RefSeq names its product ST6 (alpha-N-acetyl-neuraminyl-2,3-beta-galactosyl-1,3)-N-acetylgalactosaminide alpha-2,6-sialyltransferase 3 (gene st6galnac3). Gene Ontology annotation, biological process: ganglioside biosynthetic process; oligosaccharide metabolic process. The record is from RefSeq and is a predicted model, not a curated record. The transcript has 5 exons. Bases 151 to 1134 code for a protein of 327 amino acids. Gene Ontology annotation, molecular function: alpha-N-acetylgalactosaminide alpha-2,6-sialyltransferase activity. NCBI's taxonomy places the organism in Eukaryota, Metazoa, Chordata, Actinopteri, Perciformes, Gasterosteidae.